Coregonus sp. 'balchen' is the source of this 1528-nucleotide messenger RNA. The record is from the annotation of a GenBank genome assembly. Lineage: Eukaryota; Metazoa; Chordata; Actinopteri; Salmoniformes; Salmonidae.
AUGAAGACUGCUGUUCUUUUGUUUACUGUGGUCCUCAUAGGUAAGAAUAAUCCAAAAUGACUUAUUUAACUAUUAGGUAAAUCCAUUGCAAUAUCUAUCACAUUCUUAUAUAGAUUCAAAUCAAGUAGCUGACCAGCUCGCACAUGCGGUUUGGUUCUGGGUGCAGUUUCUGUUCAAUAUAAUUUUGGCAUCUUAAUAUAAAUGCCCUUAAAUAGUUUAGUGGAAAAUAUCAGCAUAAAAUGUUUUCCUCCUUAGUCAAUAUAUCUGUUGUCCAUCCCAUCUCUAGCUGUGUUGUCAGAGUGUGAGAUGGUCAAGUUUGGUCAGCUGUGCAGCGGCAACUCCAGUAACAGGAGGAGGACAGGGGACAGAUGGGGACAAGGACAAUACGGGGCACGCAGGUAUGGCAAGUGUGUGUGUGUCUGUAUGUAUUUGUGGCAUGUAUUUUGAUGUAUCAGUUUGGUUUUGUUUUAUUUUACUGUCCGCAAUUUACCUCAUACUUUAGUUGGUGAGAUGUUAACCACAUUCCAUGAUAAUUAUUUAAAUCUUAGAACCCUUUAAUACAAUAUAAUAUAACUUUGAUCUGAGACCAUGCUCUUACUGUAUACAGUACAAUACUUUACGACAGAAAAGGAUGAAAACAUACCAUAGUGUUGUGAUUGAGAGACUCUGAAUGAAUCCCCCAGCAUUAAUUAACCCUUUCCUAUCUCUAUGUCCAGAGGAGACCGUGUGCAUCAGGGCCUGGACAUUGUGUGUAAUGAUGGGGCCACAGUGUACGCUCCAUUUGACGUGAAGCUCAACGGGAAAGUGAUCGUGUACACAGACCCGAAGAAGGCAGCCAUCAACGAUGGGAUCAACCUCAGUGGAGAGGGUCAGUGUCUAUCCUGAAUCAUGUUUUUAAAAUAACUGAGAUAAAUAGUUAAGUUAAUGCCAUGCUUGUAAAUAUGCACUGUAUCCCGAUGGGACUCCCUAAAAACCAACCACUUCAUACAAAGUGAUUUUGUAACAGGCUAGGAAAGCAUUUUCGCUAACCCUAACCCUAACCCUUUUCUUAACCUUAACUUAAUUCUCCUAACCUGCUACAUUAAUUAUCCUUACCUAUUGCGUAAGUUCUCCUAACCAGCUACGAAAAAGACACUUUUGGUCGUGGCUGUAUCGAAGUGCCGUGUUUUUAGGCUGUCCCGUAUCCCGAUAUUCUGACUCUGUUGUUUCACUGAGGUAUACUGGCAACUAAUAUGUCACAUGGCAGAAUGGAUAUUGGAAGAAUAUAUGGGAUAUCAUUGGGUAAUGGUUCAUUCAUAAACUAUUGAAUCGAUUGGCUAAUUGAUUGAUUGACUGACACUGUGGUUGUCUCUGUUUUCUAGGUCUGUGCUUUAAGCUGUUCUACGUGAAGCCUGACAAGUACUCUGGGGUGGUGAAGAAGGGCCAGAGGAUUGGGACCCUGCUGACAAUGCAGAGUGUCUACCCAGGGAUCACUUCUCACGUCCACGUCCAGAUGUGUGACAAGUCCAACCCCACCGAGUUCUUCUAA